GUAUGCAUCUCUGUGGAAAGGAUGCCUGACGCUUUACACAGGACGAGGAGGCGAGCUGCAUAAAAUUGGGGAGUUCUGCAUGGUAUACUCAGAAGUGCCAAACUUCAGUGAACCCAACUCGGAACACGUCGGGCAGAACAAACCGGCACAGGGUGAACAGAAUAAUAGUUCUGCAUCAAGUAAUACGGGUUCUUGUACUUUUGGGCCACUGGGAAAUGGUUUACAUGCUGGACCUGAAUCAAGUGGAUUUCCAUUUACAUAUAAUCACGGCCACACUUAUGCAGGUAGUGGGAGAGGCAAUGGACGAGGACCUGUAAAUCCAGCACCAGCUAAUAGCGUUCAGCCUCAUCUCCCUGCCGUCAGUAAUGGGAGGGACCCACGCAGAGCCUUUAAGAGAUGACUAUGCCAAAUGUGGUUGUACAGCUUGCUUAAACUCUACACUCUACUUGAACACUUAUUGCACUUUUAUUUAUAGUUAACUGUGAACCAGUUUGUCCUUUGUUGGUGUUAUUUUUUUACCUUUCGGUCUAUGGAGCAAACUUGAUGUGAUCUGUUUCUUGUUUUGCUUAGGGAAGCACAGUGAGUCUUCCCCGUAAAUUAAGGGUGUAGGUGGAUACAAGAAAGUAAGGGUAAUGGGUUAGAGUCAAUUAAAACUCAGUACCCUUUGCUAAAUGGAAGAAAAUUUCAGUUACAUGUAUUAUUUUUCUGUUUCUAUUGGUCAGCCAUAUAGCCUUAAAAGGUCUGUUAUGUCCUGUGCACGCAUACGUUGACUUCUGUUAGGGUUAACGGAAGUUCUUCGUAUUGGAAGAGAA
This is a messenger RNA of Tauraco erythrolophus (red-crested turaco), 812 nucleotides long. Lineage: Eukaryota; Metazoa; Chordata; Aves; Musophagiformes; Musophagidae. The record is from RefSeq and is a predicted model, not a curated record.